Messenger RNA from Diorhabda sublineata, 4258 nucleotides. RefSeq names its product ras-like GTP-binding protein Rho1. The transcript has 2 exons. Gene Ontology annotation, molecular function: GTP binding; GTPase activity. Gene Ontology annotation, biological process: small GTPase-mediated signal transduction; cell migration. Lineage: Eukaryota; Metazoa; Arthropoda; Insecta; Coleoptera; Chrysomelidae. The record is from RefSeq and is a predicted model, not a curated record. Bases 156 to 737 code for a protein of 193 amino acids.
AACUGAACAAGGUAAAAGAAUGCGUACUUGUUUGAAAUCUUCUAGAAAUUUGUAAGAUAAGAUAACAAACAUUAUCAGUACAUACUAAGUAGGAAAGAAUUUGAAACACCUUUAAAAUAUUUGCAUAUUAUAGAGGUUAAAAAAAUUUGACAUAAAUGGGUGCAAUUAAAAAAAUCGUAACAGUCGGUGAUGGUGCAUGUGGAAAAACAUCUUUAUUAACUACAUUUAGUUUCAACGAAUUUCCUGAAUACCACGUACCUACGGUAUUUGAUGCAUAUUCAAAAGAUAUUGAAGUAGAAAACCAGCAAAUUACUUUAGCUUUAUGGGACACUGCAGGAGAAGAAGAUUAUGAUAGGCUAAGACCUUUGUCCUACAGUAGGACCAAUGUUGUACUUAUAUGUUUUGCUAUAGACUUUCCAGACUCUUUGUUAAAUGUUAAAGAAAAGUGGUGGCCUGAAGUGAAGCAUUUUUUACCCUAUGUGCCAUAUAUACUUGUAGGUAAUAAAUUGGAUCUGAGGAAUGACCCCGAAGUGAUAAAAUGUCUAAAUUCAGCGAAUUCUCAUCCUGUUAGCCAAGAAGAAGGAGAAAAAAUGGCGAGGAAAAUUAAAGCUGUCAAAUACAUGGAAUGUUCUGCCAAACACAUUUUUGGAGUAAAACAAAUUUUUGAAGAAGCAGCGCGAAUAGCAAUUCAAACUACAAAGGAGAGAAAAAUUAAGCAUUAUUGUAAAUUUUUGUGAAAAUUGAAAUAAGUAAGGACUAACUUUACUUUGAAAAAUCAAGUGCUUGUACCAUUUCUGAGUAGUUUAUAAGUAUAUAACUUGUAAAUAUAAAAGGUUUGGUUAUAUUCUAUUCACUGAUGCAUGUACUUAUAUAUAUACAUAUACAAAUCAUUUUCUCUAUAUUCAUGACAUGUAGCUGAAAGUUACCAAUAAAAUAUUUUCAUUAAAAUAAUCAGUAUGCGAUAACUUUUUUAAAUGAUAUAUAAUUAAGAAUUUUUCUUUUUCAAUUUACCACAGUUAAAUGGUACUUCGUGAAUUAUAUCUCCUGCAAAUUAUAUAACGUUUAGCUAAUAAUACUGGAAACAAUAUUAUUUAUUGAACCACCAAACCAACUGAACUUCUAGCAAAAAUGAAAAUCUUAAAGGACAAAAAUGGUUGUAUACACAAAUAGUAUAAAAGCAGUCUUCAAAUAAAAAUUUUCAUUUCAAAAUUUCAUCAAAUUUUUUAGAACAAAAAUCUUAAUAAUGGUGGCGUAAACGAGAUCUUGGUUUUCUCAUUGAAUUCGGAUGAAUUUAGUAAUGACAAAGUAUACGAGGUUUGUUCGAAAAUUAUCGAGACUACUUUAACACGUUCCCAUCUGUGAUCCCACUUUCUAAAGCAAUCAUGGAAAGCAGUUUUCGAAAUUAUCUUCAGUUCUUUCAUCGCAUUAGUUAUUUCAAGCAAAGCUUUAUUAUCGAACCAAUAUCCUUCGAGCGGCAUUCAAAAUCACUUAGACUACUAAGGCUAAAUAACUCAGUCAUCCUGGACCAAAGACUGACAUUCAAGGACCACAUAGACUACAUAUAGAAUAAUAAACACCUUUGCUGCACAUCAAGGCUAACCUUAUUCCCAAUCCCUAGCGAAUAUUUUGUAUCUACAGCGUAAGAAUACACUACCAAGAGUAGAGGGGAUUAGCAGGAGAAGAAAUCAUCUGAACCACCAAUGCGAAAUAUCUGGAAUCGUCCUGAACCAAGGACUAACUUUCAAGACCCACGUCGACCAACUAGUGAACAAAGCAAAAAACAACUGAUGGAUAUCAGAGCCAUCCCUAUUUCCUUUAUGCUGUAGGUAUCUACCACAAUGAGAAAGCCCAGUAAAACAUAAGCCUGUAGCAAACAGUGAACAUCUCUUGGCACAUCACGACUAAGCAGAUCUACCGACAGUUGAAUCAAAAGAAGAUAGAACAAAUGGAAAAUGCUAAAAGAAGAGUCCAAGAGUGAAGAACCCACAUCAAUAGCCAGUUGAGGUAGCUGUCUGGAUACAGUAAGGAAAACUACGCCAGGCAUCCAAGACGAAGGAAACAGCUAGACUACGAACGUGGGGACAAAACGAAUAACAAUGGACCACCUAUAACCGGACUGCCGAUCCAUGGAUCAACAGGAUCUGGAAUUGAAACAGAUAUAGCAAGUGAAUGAUUCACUGUUCGAGAUCGUUUUUAAUCCACGGAUAAAAUAGGAAGCUCUUCCUGGAAUAUAUAAUUCUUUAAGUGGUGCAUUUUGGAAGGACUAGGUGUGUAUGGUGAGGUAAUUCUUAUAUUGAAAUUUGAAAUUGAAAGGGAUAAAUAAUUGUUUUAAGGAAAAUGAAACACAGGUAAGUGAUUAAAUCAUUUUAUUUAACACGAGAUCUACCAAAAUGGUACAUAGGGUACUAUUGCAUUGUUUUAAGUGAUUAAAAGAACUAUAAAGCUAAAAUAUUAAUACUGUUUCAAAUCUACCUAUACUUUGCUUAAAAUACAAUCACAGAUUCAUUUCUUCACAUUACAAUAUAGAAACAGCAAUUUCACAUCCUGAGUGUAUUAAUAGUAAGAGCUCUUAGAAAUUCCUGUAUGUAGACGAUAAAGAAAAUAAAGUAAAGAUAAAUUUAAAAAAAAUAAAAAUAAGCUCUAAUACAGAUAUUAAAUACUAAAUUAACUUAUUUUCAAACUUGAGGAUUAUUUAAGAAAAACAUGUAUGAAACAUUGUAUGUAAACUUUUCAAAUUUUCAGAGGUAAAAAAGGCAAGUAAAAAUUUAAAUUUGGAUGUCACUUUAGCAGUAUUGAAGAGAAAAUAAUGUUUCUAAGAACCCCCUAUUAGAUUUACUUCAUACUACAGAAGAGUUUAAUUUUGUUAAUCAACUUUAAAGCUCUUUUCUGUCAAUUUUAUAAUUUGUACAUUAAAGUCGAAACGGUACGAGAAUAGCUACAAUUUGUACAUUUUUAUUGCUAGAAAUGUCAAGUGUAACUGAAAUGAGGUUGCAAUUUAUAAAACUAACUUCGUAAUCACUGUUAAAUGAUCUGUUGAAUUGAUUCCCCAUAACUACAACAUUUGAAGGGCUCGACAACAAUCGAAAUUCAGAUAUGAACUACCACAAAAAUAUAUCCUAAAAGGUAUUGAAUAUAAAAUAUUUUAUAGUACCCUUGAAUCCACUUUAACUGUUCAUUGAAAAUUUCCUUUUUCAAGACAAAAUGUGAGGCUUGCAUUGAAUACUACUUAUUGAAUGACAUACCCCAUAAAUGAGGUAUCAUUGCGAACAUAAAAUUAGUUCUUUAGAUAAACAAAUCACUGCUUUGAUAUGUUUUUUAUAAAGAAAGGAAUAUUUUGAUACGUUAGUUAUCUCUUCAAAUCGCUACUGCUUUCCGAGUUACGUCUUUUGGAAACUCACAUCCUCCUUUCUUUCCCGAAAACUGAUGAGUGGAAAAAAUGUAUAAAAUUAACUACAACAUUUCAAGGGCUAAACACCAACAAUGUUUAUUUAUAAAGAAAGGAAUAUUUUGACAAGUUAUAUAUCUCUUCAAAUCACUACUGCUUUUCGAAGUAUGUCUUUUGGAAAUUCACAUCCUCCUUUGUUUUCCGAAAGCUUGAAAACUGUACUUCCAAAUAUCACUAGCCAGUGAUACUAACUGAUGAGUGUAAAAAGGUAGUCCUCAUUAAAAAUUGUCCAAUUAUUUUAUAUACUAUAUCAAGAGAUAGGGUGACAGUGUGGAGUAACAAUUAUGUUAGUGGUCACGGUUAAUAAUGUUUAGUAAGGCUAUUACUAUAAAAAGUUUUAAAUUUUCUAAUGUCGUACGUAUUUUGAUUUUAAUCAGAUCACAAUUUUUUUUAAAAACAUUAACGUCGUCCUCAUUACUUGCUUUAACAUUCAAACUACCAAGAGCUGGAGAAUUAAAUAUUGUAGAGAACACUUUCUAAUCCCUGGUCGAAAUUUAUUUUUAUGAUAAGAAUUCGAGUUCAAAUUGAAGAAAAAGACAAAAUAGGAAACAUGUUUUGUAGCUUUAUUCAUCAUACUUUUUUUAUGUGGUACUAAGAGAAACAAAUCCCUAUAACCCAAUUAAUUAUAAAUUUAUGAUGAACUACUAUUCAAAACCUGUUUUUAAGAAUUUUUGUAUGCUGCUGAGUAUUUCUAAAUGAUAAAAGAAUAUGAAUUUGUGAAGUGAUUCACAAAAUGUACGAUAUUUUAUAAUUUUUUGCUUUCUCAAUAAAAUUGUGAGCUUUCAAUUAGUGUUUUAAUCCAAUCAAUAUUUU